AUCUUUACGACAAAGUUCCAAAUUUCUUCAUUAGAAAAGACAGAGAUCGAAACCGCCGGCCCUAAUCUAUGCGCAAAAAAUCCCCAAAAAAUGAUAAUUCCUAUGUUCGAAUUAACAAAUCCGCACUUCAACUACAAAUUUAAUCUGCUCAACGAAAAACGAUCACUCAAACCCUAAAUUCAAAUUCCAAUUAGAACUAAUUAAGGUUUCAGAGGAAUGGAAUCGAGGAUUAGCAGAGAGAAUACCAGAGAAAUGGCGAAAUUAGGGCACAUAAUCGUGCAAAAGAGACUCGCAAAUUCUCGGCCCAAGGCUCAGCAGCAGGCGCCCGAUUUGACUGAUUUUAUGAACGAUAUGUUCUUCGGAAGCGUAAAUAAGGAGAAGAAGGCCUAUAAUUUGACCGGUGAUGAAAAUGAAGAAGAAGAUGAAGAAGAACAAGAAGAUUCGUUUGAUCGGAGUAAUAGAAGUAGAAAUAGCCUAUUGACGGAGGAGUGGCUGGAUGAGGCGCGGCGGUUGGUGGCUUCUUCUCCUUCGCGGCCUAAUUCGCCGGCUCGGUUCGUCGGAUCGCCGAGGUUUGCAGCGGCCAACGGCAGAUCGUCGGCUUUGAUCAAUGAUCGGAGAGAUCCACUCUCAAGGUCCGCUAGAAGGCACAGAGCUGUGGACAAUUUCAGCGGUGAAAUCCUCUCUAAAGUUGUUCGCCAUAGCCGCAACAAAUCAGAAUCCUUCUCAGUCUCCUCCGCCGCCGUGGAGGAGCCGAUAAAUCCCUCUUCCGCCGUUCAAAAAUGGAUAUCCAACGUCCUCAAACCCUCCAAUCCCACACUCUCCGAUCCUCCUCCCACUACUCGCAAAUCUCGGUUCCACACCGACCUUCCCCCUUCUCGCCUCCCGAUUCCUCCGCCGGAUGUCCUUCUUUCUCCGCCCAAGACCCUAACGAAUCCGCCGCCGAGAAGAACGGUCUCGUCGUCGGCCUGUUCGAUUCAAUCGAUUAGACCUAAAUCCAAUCUAAAUGAGUUCUCGAGGGACGAUUCUGAAGAUCUGGAGUUUGGCCUUAAUGGGUUCCUUAAAGAGCAGCGUAGCAAAAUUCAGCAAAUCUCGGAUGGGCAGCUUGAUGUUGAAGUUAAAAUCAUUCUAUCCGGACCUUCAAACAGCACUAGUUCAAUGGUAGCGGCAGUGUGCUAUGCUUGGCUACUAGAGAACAAGAUGAAGCAGAGUAAUGCAGAGAGCGGCCGAGAGUGUCUUGUGGUGCCUGUGAUGAAUAUGCAGAGGGGAAAUAUGUGGAACCAACGGCAGGUUGCUUGGCUCUUUUAUCACCUUGGACUUGAUGCUUCCUCGAUUCUUUUCACUGAUGAGGUGGACUUAGAAAGUCUGAUGGUGACUGGUCGAACUAGUGUCCUCGUCGUAGGGCAAGAUGUCCUUAAGAUGAGUGAUGGGGUUGGAUCUCAGUGCACCAUUCUUACUGAUAACUAUUGUGAGGAUGCCUAUCAUUUGCUUCAAACUCCUUUGUUGAAGAAUCUCAUGCUCGCAGGAAUUCUGUUGGACACAAAAAAUCUUGAUGGGUCAGCUCAAUUAUCGAUGACGAGAGAUGCCGAGGCUGUCCAGUUGCUAUCGGUUGGCUCGGCACCAAAUUGUAGGAACGGACUUUAUGAUCAGUUGAUGCGAGUUCAAAAGGAGCGUCCAUUUUUGGAUGCCUUGCAACAAAGUUAUGGAAAGCCUCCUGAUGACGGUAGCAACGAUGGCGCGGGGCAUGUAGAGCGUAUUAUGGAGAGGAAUCGAACAUCCAUCUCACCCCAUGAUGACACAAUUAACCAACAAAAGAAACCUAAUGAUUUUGGAACUGCCAAAACUUGCAGGGCUUCGCCGAAAUCCGCUAAACCGAGUUUGUUACCUAUUCAAACACCGGCUAGAGAAACACCCAACAUAUCUCGUGGAAAGAAUAAAAACUUCCUGGCAAAAUGGUUCGGUUUUGGGUCGAAAUGAGAUAAGAUCUUUCUUGAGCAGUUGAUGUUGAUCUGAGUUUUGCCUGUUACUUUUCUUUGUAGUGCAUUAGGUAUUGUAGUAAAGUAAAACAGUAGCUUUGAGUCUUUUUUUAUGAUACUUUUGAACAGAAGAUUCAUUUAUGUUGCGGUGUUUGUAGUCUGCGAUUGGUAUUACAAAUGGUGCUUCUGUAAAAAGUUUGUAUAAUUGAUAUCAAAUAGACUGUACCACUCGUAUUACAUUGGAAAUUCAUGUGUUCGUUGCUA
Molecule: messenger RNA, 2237 nt
Organism: Cucurbita moschata (crookneck pumpkin)
Lineage: Eukaryota; Viridiplantae; Streptophyta; Magnoliopsida; Cucurbitales; Cucurbitaceae
Exons: 10
Coding region: 217-1974 (585 amino acids)
Cellular component (GO): cytoplasm
Molecular function (GO): exopolyphosphatase activity
Source: RefSeq, a predicted model, not a curated record